Rotaria sordida is the source of this 468-nucleotide messenger RNA. NCBI's taxonomy places the organism in Eukaryota, Metazoa, Rotifera, Eurotatoria, Philodinida, Philodinidae. The record is from the annotation of a GenBank genome assembly.
AUGUUUCCUUUACGAUCAGGACCUAUACUUUUAUUACCUGUCGUUCAACCUCAUCUUCGAUUUUUUUCUCCACAAAUUCCAUUGAAUUCAAAUGCUUUAUUAUCAACAUCAUCAUCUUUACCAAAAUCAUUUCCUAUUCCAAUGGAAAAUCGAGAUGAUUUCUUUUGCGUUGAUCCAAAAUCACUUAGUAUAGAACAACUCAAUAAAUAUAAAAAAGAAAUAAUUCAAUUAAUUGAUAUAGAAAAAAAUAAUUUUGAAAGAAUUAAAAACGAUUCAAAUGCACGUAUUAAUGCUUAUAAUCAAGGAAUAUUAUUAGCAAAAGAAAAUAUCGAAGGAAUCACUGAAGAAAUAACUUAUGAAAAAAAACUUACAGAUGAAUUUAAAAAAGAAUCUACAUCACGUAUUGAAGCAUAUCAAAAUGGUAUUCAACGUGCGAAUUACGAAUUAAGCAUACGAAAAGGAAAAUAA